CUCUUUUUGAAAGCACAUUAAUUGCAUUACUUCAGACACCUGCUUUGAACACGACAGGACUUAGCAGUGCUACCCAAGCCCCUUUUUCUAGCUUAUCAAAUCUUUCAAACUGAGACCUCUAAAAGCGAUAUGAAUAUAAUAGUUUUCUUUGUUUAGAUAAUGAUUUUAUUAUACAAGAAUUCUGACUGUAUAUUAAUGAACUGGGUGCGUAUACGUCAUAGUGUUCCAGUAGGAAAAAUUGCUUUAAAAAUAGUACACCACCAUCGUUGAUAAAGUCGCCACUGACGCUAGAAAAUCCUUUUGAUGGCCAUUUCCCUGAGCUAAAUACGUAAGUGAAUAUCAACAAACAGUUGUCACGCGUAUUUGUUCACAGAUAUACUUGAUACAAACGAUAAAAUAUACCUAUUACAACAUGCAUCUGGUGUAAACUGAAAUUGCAGCCCGUUGGCCAUGGAGGAGUGUUGGUAUUAUCGCUGAUAAAAUCACCAUUAGCUCUAGAAAAUCCUCCUGAGGCCCAUUGACUGACACUAAAAACCCUAGUGAAUAUAACCAAGUGGUUGUCACUAGUAAUUGUCCUCUGGUCUGCUUGAUAUGAACGAUCAAAGUUCACCAAUUUAACAUUGAGAGUUAUGGGCGCAAGCCAAUGUUUUACCCUAGUCCAAAAUGAGAGCCUCGUUCUGGGUUCAGUAAUCCGGUAACCGACUGUAAGAAUACGCAUAACGAACCUUUCUGAGAUCGCAUUUGGUUUCUGUAUCGUAUAAAUAAACUUAAUUUUGCUUCAGAAAUGAGUUUUAUUGAACCUUUUCGCUAUUACAUCUUUGGAGGACAAGACAAGGUCAUCGGUCAUUCACUGGUCGCCAUUUUCGCGAACGAGGCAACAACUUGCUUCACUUUUCGAACUUAGAACAGAAUUAGACAUAUGAAAGACCCCAAUUUAAUAAUUCAAACUAUAAAUUUUAGACUAAAGUACCAGAACAGAAGCUGCAUAAAUGUAUGCAACAUGAUAAUAGAACGUAGACGACCAAAGCCAGUCUGGAGCUGAAGCAGGAAGGAAGAAAGAAGAAAAAAAAUUAAAAGGAUCUGAAGCAGAUAUAAAGUUGCCACAAAGAUGGAUUCCAUGGCCAAUUUGGAAAAAGUUGCUGAUUUUUUUUAUUGCUUCUACCAUAAUGCCGCCAGUUACAGCCAACCUAGAGGAGACAUGCAAAAAUGCAAAUGUAACGGCACUAAGUGGAAAGGACUUCACCUGUAGCUUUCAACUACCAGUAAGAGAGUCUGUGUUUUCGACUUAUGUCUUGUGGAAUUCCCAGCAACUAUUUCAGCAUGUGCAAAAUUCUGAUGAGCCGAUACAUCGGUUUACCAAUUUUACUGGGCUGAAAGACAGGAGGUACAUGACCAUUCUUGCUGGGCUGAAAGACAGGAUGAACGUGACCAUUCUUAACAAUGGACAUGUAAGCAUGCGAAUAAAGGCUGCAAGACCAGAAGACAGUGGAACGUACACAUUCCAGCAAGUAUUUUCAGACAGGAAGCCUAUAAACACUUCUUUGAAAAUAAAUUUUGUUAAUG
Molecule: messenger RNA, 1563 nt
Organism: Lingula anatina
Lineage: Eukaryota; Metazoa; Brachiopoda; Lingulata; Lingulida; Lingulidae
Source: RefSeq, a predicted model, not a curated record